Molecule: messenger RNA, 1605 nt
Organism: Symbiodinium natans
Lineage: Eukaryota; Dinophyceae; Suessiales; Symbiodiniaceae
Source: the annotation of a GenBank genome assembly
AUGAGUGGUAUAGCCACCCAUGGUCGACACUUGCAGAAUGCUGAAAGAGAUUUGCAGUUUGCCAUUCGGGCCUGGGCCAAAAAUGUUGGCGCCAACAUCUUGGAGGUACCUGUGCAAAUGUGGGAUCCCAGCGAAAACGCGAUUGUGGAUUGCAACCUUUCAGUUUUGGACCCUGUUUCGCUGAUGUCAUGCCUCUGGCACAGAGGUCGUGAAGUCUUUAGAAAAGUCUGCUUUGGUUCCAUGACGGAGAAUGAUGUGAAGGCGUACUGGAAGAACGCAUCAGAGCGUUGCGCGUGGUUCCAGGUGACCGAAAAUUGCAAGAAUCCCGCAAAGUGGGAUCGUCUCAUUCCUUUAAGCCUUUACGGUGACGACGUGAACACGUACCGCAACACGGAGGCCGGAGCCAUCAGCAUCAUCGCCUUUUGUUCAGAUUUCGCAUUUGGAAAUUCCCCGAUGCUCCGGUAUAUGCUGCUGACAUUGUACUCAGUCUACAUGUCCUGCCAGCACACUUACAACGAUAUCUUGCGGAAGGUUUUCGAUCGGCUUCGCUUGCUGUGUGAUGAAACAGCAGGACACCCCUGGCAGAAAGAGGGAUACUCCUUUUGCUUGUCGGCAGUCUUGGGAGACAUGAAGUGGCAGAAUGAUCAGUAUGGGAUUCACAACUUCCGGGCCAACACUCCAUGUUCGUUGUGCCGGGCAUGCAAGGUAGCUGCCGACGUUCGGGACACUAUUGCUGAUUUUCGUGAUGGGGCAAACCAUCUUCAGACAGCAAUCAGUCACGAAGAGUACGUCCAGCAGCUGCCACAGGCAGAUUUGCCCAUUCCAAUGCAGUUCGGAGUGAGGCUCGAGAGAUUUCUGCCAGACGUGAUGCAUUCGCAGCUUUUGGGCACUGGAAAGUGCCAUAACGGAAGUGCCCUGUGCUACCUCGUGGAGGCCGGCUGCUUUGGCGACUUCAGUCACGGCGUUUACGAGGAAUGCAUGCAGGAGAAGCUGAGAGUGGCGUACAAGCGCUUUCGAUCAUGGUGUCGAGAAAACAAGCUUCGCACAGUCCACCCAAGGUUCACAGCAGCUAGGUUACAUCGGAAACUGCGCUCUAUGUUUCCAUGCCUCUCCAGCAAAGCAAUAGCAGGGAAAGUGGUGAGCUUUUGGUUGGCGCAUGAGGCUCAUGAGUGGGCUGGCCGGCCAGAUGCUGAACAUUUGGAUCAGGUUGUUUCCUGCUGCUGCUUUUCUUAUUGUUCCAUGUUGCAACGCAUGGGCAACUAUCCGUUGUUGUUGACGCAGCAGCAAGCUGAUGCUAUACAUGCCGAUGGAAUGUUGCAUCUUCAAGCUUACGCUUACCUCCGGGCUCACAGCGCUGGGAUUCGCCGAGGUCGCGGGAAGAAUCUUUGGUUGCUUCUUCCUAAACACCACCAUUGUCAAAAGAUGUUGAAGACGGUGAAGAAGGAGCGACUGAAUCCGAACCAAAGCAGCCUUUUGGCAGCGGAGAGCUUUGUGGGCUUGGUUGGCAAAAUGACACGGACUGCCCACCGAGCCACAGUCACACUUCGUGGCAUUCAGCGCUACUUGUGCGUGCUCAACAUCAGGCUUCGCGAGGUUGCUAAUUAG